ACUGAUUCUCAGCAUCAGUAGUGCAUUUACACGCGCUCGAAACGGUUGGAAUUGAGUAGAAGUGCGCAAAGGAGAAUUAUCUCCAGUAAAACGGAAAAAUCAAUAUCUGCCUCAAUUUUGGCGGAAGUUGUCCUAUCCUGAGUGUGACUGAGUGUUCUCUCUCUCCUGAGUGGAAAUCGAGCUGGAUUCUAUACCUCUCAUGAGAUGGACAGUAAAACAUCUGAUUUCGUUCCUCGGGCAAGUGCGCUGAACGACAGACGGGCCAUUUAAACUGCAGGAUGAUUUGUGAAUCAGCCUGUUAGUGAAUGAGUAUCGCAUUUGAUUAAUACUGAAAAGAAAGUGUGAUUUGGUAGUAAGCUGCCGGAAGAAGACUUACUUUGUUGAAAUAGAAAGUGGAAAUUGUCUAAAGAAGACAAAAUGGGUGUGAAUGAUAGUGGAGAAAUUACAUCAUCGACAUCUAGGAUGAAUCUUCAGAUGCUGCAGAAAAUUUUCGUAGAAAAUGAACCAGAUUUGAUUAUCGAUUCCUAUGAAGAAGCCAAAGGAUCCGGCAGAGGCGACAACUACACCGCUGCCCUAUUCCGGUUGUCUCUCAAAGGCCACACCCGGUCCAACGACGGCAAAAAGAAACUCCGUUGGGAGCGUACCGUGAUCUGCAAGCGGUUACCGGAUUGUAAAAUCAAGCGGGAAGCGUUCAAAAGUGAAGCUCUCUUUCGCAACGAGGUUGAAUUCUACAACACCAUCAUGCCGGAGUUUGUUGCGUUUCAGAAACGCAAAUGCACCGCCAGCGGGCAAAUGUUUCGAGCGGUGCCCCAGUGCUAUCUGGCCCAGGAUGAUUUGAUAAUGCUGGAAGAUUUGCAGGUUCGUGGCUUCAGUAUGCCCGAUCGGCAGGCUGGCCUCGGACUGGAGCAAAUGCGAGUGACUUUAACGGAACUGUCCAAAUUCCACGCAGUCAGUCUCGCCUACCGGAAGCAGCAACCGGCUGAGCUUGCUAGGCUAACGGCUAGGAUUUCCGAGGGGAUUUUUUCGAAGGCUAACGCUGAAUGGUACAAAAAUUAUUACGAUAUUCUCACAAGGAAUGCUAUCCAAAUGGUUACGCAAACGAUUCCUGAGAAAGUUGGAUAUUUAGAAAAAUUGGAGGGUUUCCUGAGUGACUGCUUUGGAAAUAUGAUGGAGUUGGUAAGCAAGGAAAGCAAAUUAGCGGUCAUUUGCCACGGCGAUUGUUGGACUAAUAACAUUCUGUAUAAAUACGACGAUAAGGGUUGUAUAACUGAGAAGUGCUUUGUGGACUUCCAGCUGAUCCGCUACGGGUCUCUCGCUCUGGAUCUCGCCUACCUGAUUUAUUGCUGCACAGAUGCAUCCUUACGUAAGGAGAAUCUCCAAAACUGGUUGCGAAUCUAUCAUCAGCAGUUAGUGAAGUCGUUGAAGGUUCUGGGAUCGUUCCACGAUUAUUGUACUGAUGAAGCGGAUCUGUGGCUUCAGAUCGAUGGCGAGUUCAAACGGUACGCACGAUUUGGCUUAGGCACGGCCAUGGACAUGCUGCCGAUCAGUACCUGUUCAUCGGAGGAAGCACCAGACCUGUACGCUAGUGGAUCCGAUACGGCUGCAACGCCACCGGAGCUGAACGUUCCACCGAAUGAACUCUGUAGAAAAAAAAUGACUGAUAUUGUGCUCGAACUUGUUGACGGUGGUAUGCUCUAAGAAUGCAGCAUGUGAAAUCUAAUCUGUAGCUGUUUUACCUAGAUGUUACUCAUCAAAUGGUUGAUUCGAUCACUUGUGAUAGGACAAUAAAGUUUAACUCCACAGCUGAUGUAAUGUAAA
Molecule: messenger RNA, 1818 nt
Organism: Wyeomyia smithii (pitcher-plant mosquito)
Lineage: Eukaryota; Metazoa; Arthropoda; Insecta; Diptera; Culicidae
Exons: 3
Coding region: 418-1698 (426 amino acids)
Source: RefSeq, a predicted model, not a curated record